Salvia hispanica is the source of this 1339-nucleotide messenger RNA. NCBI's taxonomy places the organism in Eukaryota, Viridiplantae, Streptophyta, Magnoliopsida, Lamiales, Lamiaceae. The record is from RefSeq and is a predicted model, not a curated record.
CCAUAAUUUCGCUCGCUGAUUUUACCUUCGAAUUAGGGGAUCUCGAUCACUGUACUCAAUGUUUUGAUUUCUAUUCUAUUCAUUCAGGAUCGUGGCUCUGCUUGAUGCUACUCUAUUUGAAUUUCGUCGUCGAUUCAUCAAAUGCUUCGCCCUCAAAGAUUGGUGUUUUUUUAAGCAUAUGAAUCAGUUGCUAUAGAGAAGUUCAAUUUGGUGUAGAUGGGGAAACCCUUAAUCUAUGAGAUUUGCGAAAAACCAGCAACGAGUUGUAUGAUUGCGAUAUGCAGUUUGAUUUGGUUCUAUAUUCAGAAAAAGGGGAUUGGGUAUUCACAUGUGGGGUUGAACUACGACACUGCAUUGGAGGGCCAUCAUUGGCGGAUAAUCACAUCUGCAUUCUCUCAUAUUAGCAUCCUUCAUCUUGUUUUCAAUAUGAGUGCACUCUGGAGUUUGGGGGUUAUAGAGCAGUUAGGGCAUUUAGGGCUUGGUGUCGAAUACUAUCUUCAUUACACGAUGUUGCUGGUUGUGCUCUCGGGGCUGCUAGUUCUCGGUAUAUACCACAUUUUGAUCAAUAAGUUCAAGAUUGAUUACUUCCGGAGAGUGACUGCUGUUGGAUACUCCUGUGUUGUUUUUGGGUGGAUGACUAUACUGUCGACAAAGCAGCCCUCUUCGAAGCUGGAGCUUUUCGGGUUCCUCUCCCUUCCUAUCAGUUUUGCACCUUUUGAGUCCCUCAUCUUCACGUCUAUAAUUGUGCCACAAGCAAGUUUUAUUGGUCAUUUAUCUGGGAUCAUUGUUGGGUACGCCAUUGCCUGGGGCGUGAUACAUGGGAUGACCAACUACUGGGCUGUAUCGAUGUUGGGAUGGAUUGUUCUUGUUUUCGUUUUUAGUUUGAAAAAGUCCGGUAAGUACAAUUUCAGCUUUCUCAAGAUUGAAUCCGUGGAAGAUUCUUCCUUACCAUCUGUGCGGUUUCUCUCUUCUGGAAAUGGUAGAACCCUGCAGAUGAGUGCCUCUGAUGGUGUUUUGAAUCUUGUGUAGCUUUAUAAAGAAAUAGGUUCUGAAUGUGCAACUAUAAGGAUGUCUCAGAAUAUUGGAUUAAGAAUAAGCUUUCUUUGGCAUGCUGUUUCUUGAUGUUGUAUCGAAAAGCAGCACUUAUUUCUUGGAUCUUAGCCGUCAUAUUCAUGUAUCAAGGUUUUCUCUCCUCUUGCUAGUAACAGAUAGGAUUUGAACUGGAUUAUUAUGUAGUAGUAUCAUAUUAGUGGUGACUAUUGGGAUGGGUAAAAAGAUAUUGAUUGAAUUUUAUGCUGUACAGAUAUCAAGCACAUAUUUUGCAUGUGAAGUACCUGUA